Messenger RNA from Loxodonta africana (African savanna elephant), 1567 nucleotides. It is a transcript of the gene BET1, whose product is annotated as Bet1 golgi vesicular membrane trafficking protein. The record is from RefSeq and is a predicted model, not a curated record. Gene Ontology annotation, biological process: endoplasmic reticulum to Golgi vesicle-mediated transport; vesicle fusion with Golgi apparatus. Lineage: Eukaryota; Metazoa; Chordata; Mammalia; Proboscidea; Elephantidae. Gene Ontology annotation, molecular function: SNAP receptor activity. Gene Ontology annotation, cellular component: SNARE complex. The transcript has 4 exons. Bases 158 to 514 code for a protein of 118 amino acids.
CCAUCAGCCAGCGCGGUGUUUGGACUUCACUGGUGUCGUGGCGCUUUGGGAGAAGUUAGUGUUCUGCCGGACUUUGGUGCUGAAGACGCGGUCCGGUGAUUCCUUCGCCCCUUCCUUCCUACCCUCUUCCCGCCUUUUCCUGCCCUUCUCUGGCAGGAUGAGGCGUGCAGGCCUGGGUGAAGGAGUACCUCCUGGAAAUUAUGGGAACUAUGGCUAUGCUAAUAGUGGAUAUAGUGCCUGUGAAGAAGAAAAUGAGAGACUCACUGAAAGUCUGAGAAGCAAAGUAACUGCUAUAAAAUCUCUUUCCAUAGAAAUAGGCCAUGAAGUUAAAAAUCAAAAUAAAUUAUUAGCUGAAAUGGAUUCAGAGUUUGAUUCUACAACUGGAUUUCUAGGUAAAACUAUGGGGAAACUGAAGAUUUUAUCCAGAGGGAGCCAAACUAAGCUGCUGUGCUAUAUGAUGCUGUUUUCACUCUUUGUCUUUUUUGUCAUUUAUUGGAUUAUUAAACUCAGGUGAUAGACGUAAGUGUGAGUUUGGAAUUUGUUCCAACUUAAUGGCUUAAUGGAGUAGCGCUUUGGUAAAAAUCAGCAUCAAGACAUUUCAAAUUUUCAAAUAUUACGACUUUUCCCAUGGACGGUUACUGAGUUCAGGGUUCCCCACUUGUUUCAUAAAUCACAUUAGAUAAUACAGUGUUCUUUGAAUACCAUUUCUUAAUGACUCAUUUUUGCCCCUAUUUUCAGGGGUGUCGAGAUGGCCUGUAGCUGGUUUGACCCUAAUAGUUUUUUUUCUAUUCUUUGUCUAACUGUCACAUUAAAUAGCAAUGUAAUAUUAUGUUGUUACCAUAAAUGUAGGCUUGGGUUCCAUGUACAGAAUAUAGUGGGACAGUAACAGAAUGUCUGGAGAACCUGAUGCUGAGCUCCGAAGAUGGUGAACAAAUUGGUGAUAGCGUGGUCAAUAUAUUUCCCUGAAGUAUCACCAGCUGUGAUGGUGUACUCCCCUUUCCUCCUUUAUUUAGUUAAAAUUGUAGGUGGAUGUCUUCUUACCUACAACCCUUAUUAUAAUUUUGAUGAUGUAGCUCCACUUCCCUUAUUGCCCAAGGAGCUCAUUCUUUAAUAAAGCUUGUUAUUGUGGCAUUAUUUCUAGUAAGACUCAAUACAAAUGUGUCCCAGUAUAGGUAUUGUUUUAUAUUAACUUUAUAAAUUCCAGUGACUUGAUUUAUAAUAGUUUUAUGACUUUAGCUAUUAGGUGGCCUAUUUGGUUAUCAUUUGCAACAAAAUAAUGUGAAGCUAAGCAAUUGCUAAUCUCUGAAUGGAAAUAAAGUAUUCAGAAUAAUUAAUUGUUUCUGCUUUAUUAUAUGCUCAAAAUAUGUAGUGAAAAUACCCAGGCACAGAUCUUGGAGUUAAGAGCAUUGUUGCUUUAAGCCACUGUAUUUGUUUAUGGAAAACAAAACACACAGGUGGUUUGUGGAGUAGAAAGAAAUGUUAAAAUAUUGCUAGAUACUCUGUAUUGCUACUAUUUUGGAAGUUAUCCAUUUAUAAGCUCCAAAAAUAAAAUUUUUAAUGAAAUAGA